Molecule: messenger RNA, 3127 nt
Organism: Carassius carassius (crucian carp)
Lineage: Eukaryota; Metazoa; Chordata; Actinopteri; Cypriniformes; Cyprinidae
Product: cAMP-dependent protein kinase type I-alpha regulatory subunit-like
Exons: 10
Coding region: 50-1189 (379 amino acids)
Biological process (GO): regulation of protein phosphorylation
Cellular component (GO): cAMP-dependent protein kinase complex
Molecular function (GO): cAMP-dependent protein kinase regulator activity
Source: RefSeq, a predicted model, not a curated record
GGGUUUCAUGAGCUGAUGUGAAUUGCAUGUGCUGGGUCAACAGGUCACCAUGGCGUCCAGCAGUACGAGCAGUGAAGAAGAGAGGAGUUUGCGGGAAUGUGAGCGCUACGUGCAGAAGCACAACAUCCAGCAACUGCUGAAGGACUGCAUUGUGCAUCUGUGCACUAACAGGCCUGAAAGACCCAUGGCUUUCCUCCGAGAGUACUUCGAGAGGCUUGAGAAGGAGGAAGCUAAACAAUUCGUCAACCAGCAGAAGUCCAGCUCUCGCUCAGACUCCCGUGAAGAUGAGGUUUCUCCUCCCAUGAACCCUGUGGUUAAGGGCCGACGGCGCCGCGGUGCCAUCAGUGCAGAGGUCUACACCGAGGAAGAUGCAGCAUCUUAUGUCAGAAAGGUUAUUCCUAAAGACUAUAAAACCAUGGCUGCCCUUGCCAAAGCCAUUGAAAAGAAUGUGCUUUUUGCUCAUCUUGAUGACAACGAAAGAAGUGACAUAUUUGACGCCAUGUUCUCAGUCACCUACAUCGCAGGAGAGACCGUCAUUCAACAAGGGGAUGAGGGGGACAAUUUUUAUGUUAUUGACCAAGGUGAAAUGGAUGUGUACGUCAACAAUGAGUGGGUGACCAGUAUUGGAGAGGGUGGCAGUUUUGGUGAGCUGGCUUUGAUCUAUGGGACUCCCAGAGCAGCCACUGUCAGAGCAAAAACCAACGUCAAGCUGUGGGGAAUCGACCGGGACAGCUACAGGAGAAUCCUCAUGGGAAGUACUCUGAGAAAGAGAAAAAUGUAUGAGGAAUUCCUUAGCAAGGUCUCCAUUUUGGAGUCUUUGGAUAAAUGGGAACGGUUGACAGUUGCCGAUGCCCUCGAGACGGUCCAGUUUGAAGAUGGCCAGAAGAUUGUUGUGCAGGGUCAACCAGGAGAUGAAUUUUUCAUUAUCCUUGAGGGUUCGGCAGCAGUCCUGCAGCGGAGGUCGGAGAAUGAGGAAUUUGUAGAGGUUGGAAGACUAGCACCAUCUGACUACUUCGGUGAGAUCGCUCUCCUCAUGAACCGACCUCGUGCUGCCACUGUGGUUGCUCGUGGCCCGCUGAAGUGCGUAAAACUUGACCGUCCGCGGUUCGAACGCGUGCUCGGUCCCUGCUCAGAUAUCCUGAAGCGAAACAUUCAGCAGUACAACAGCUUCGUGUCUCUGUCGGUCUGAGGCGCACUUGGCUCUUUCCUCUAUUGCAGGGUCCAUUAAUGCAAAUCUGCUUUAUUUUCUUACUUUUCUUUAUGCAUUUUCCAACACCCAGGUGCCCAUUCACUUCAGUGUUCUCUCUCUCUCUCUCUCUCUCUCUGUUUUUUCGAUUUGUGCCGUACCCUGUCACGUCCGUAUCCAUCGUAGAUUUACCAUAAGGUCGGAUGUUAUUUUUGCCUGAGAAACGAGCCAAUCAUUGUGCCACAGAUGCCUGUUAUGUGAACAGAUGUUGAACUAACACGGUCUGUCGGGAUUGUCUCUUUCCACCAAAAUUGCUUGCCGUUUCUGUAUAACAGUGUUUUGAAUGAAAGGAAAUCAUGUAGUCUAUCUAUUCAGUAUAUGAUGAUUAAUCUUAAUUGAGGCAUUGGGUUUCAGAUUCUGUUUUCCCUCGUUCAUUUCAAGCAUUUGAGUAUAGGGAAGCCAAAGGCAUAAAUCCAUGUGUGUUAUGUUGUUUUCUUGGGGGUACUGAAGUCAAAAUGUCACUAUGUUUAUCAUGGUGAUCAGCUUUGCUCUUUUAUUGUUAUAGCUGCACAUAAUAUAGUGUAUGUAAAUGAUUAUAUAUUAUAAGUAAAUGACCAUAACCAUAUUUUUUGCACAGUUUGAUAUCUAUAUAUACACGUAUAUAUAUAUAUAUAUAUAUAUAAAAACACUUUGUAUGCACCUGCUGUUAUUCAUUGUGGCAUUUGAUCCCAUUUCAUUAGGCUUUUUCAUUCUCUGUUGAUUGUUUUGUUCUUCCUUCGUCCUUCAUGCUACACACAGGCUUGCACUGGACUCUUAUGUAGAGCACACCAGGAUUAGUCAAAUCUCCUUUUAAAUUUCUUUUCAUUUUCUCCUUUUUGAAAUGCCACCUGCUGCAAAUGCUUUUUAUUGGUUUGUUUCACAAAAAGGUGAUGUUAUCUUUUAUUCAACAUUGUGCUUAUUGCAGAUACAAGUACAGAAAAAAAGUUACAUUUGUUUGUUGUUUAAUUGUUAAGAAGAGUUACAGAAAUGUAAUGGUUAAUGAAAUCUGACAGAGUAUGUGAGGAUCCUCCUUGACAGGAAGUGACUACUUGGUGACCUCUUUGGCCGGCUGAGAUCCCAUUAGGUUUUCUUUCUCCAUGAGAGUGUAUGUGAACUGCUUUAAAAUCCCAAAUGUCUUUUUGUCCACUUUUUAAAAUUUUAUUCUUAUUUUUAACUGAAAUCAUUUGGUUAAUAAACAGGGCAGGGCUAAGAAAAAUAGUUUUCCAAUGAUCAGUGUCCUUUUUUGAUUGAGAUUUAGAUUAUUGUCCUUAGUUAAAUCAAAGUCUUAUAAUAGGGACAGUAUUUACCGCAUGUGUUGAGUUGGUGGUGACUGUAUGCCAUGAGGGUUGGGAUCCAUCAGAUGUUUGGAAUAGAUUUGCGAUCCAACACUGCCACCACCUUAUGCUUUUACCAGAUAUUGUUCUUAGGGCUAUCUGAGCUGUGUUGUAUGAUUUUACUGGGUGGUACAAUAGUGUUAACAGUUGCUGAAGGUAGAUUUAAAUUGUCACACAGAGAUAUUCUUGUAUUAUUUGAAAACAGUUGAUGUGAAUUUUAAAUCAGUGUAUUUUUGUUUUCCACUCAUCUCGUGUUUUGUGGUUCUACAGAUAUCCAGCUCCUUUAUACUGCAGACUCAUGUUAUUGAAAGCAAAUUUAGGUUUAAAAAAAAGUGCCUGAUUUCUUUACUAUCAUACUGCAUAGCCAACAGACUUUUCAUUUUUUUCCUUCCAACUCUAUUCAAAAAAUAUUGUCAGCAUGUUAUCUGUAUUAAUUGUCAACUACAGUUUGUUUCAUCGGUAUAUCCGGAUACCCUUAGCAGUGUAAUUAAGAGUUUAUUUAACUGAACUGUCCCAAAAUUGCGAUUUUAAUUAAAGAAAGAUGCAAUAUUUGACUUUGUCCUACUGA